AUGAUGCGUCAAUUAUCUACUGUUGUGUUCUCUUUGAUCGUGCUUGCCAACUGUUCGCCGUCCCCUGCCGCCUACAGGACAGCUCCAACCACCACGGUUAUCAGGCGCGAAGCUCUCUACAACGAUGAUGAGGCAGGGAGUGUGGAAGUUCUGAGGAAGGAAGAUGACAAACCUCAGUUGGAAUUUGUGAAUCCCCUUCAACGAAAUCAACUCGAAGAGAGCGCGGAAGAACUUAUGGAAAUUAGAAGGCGAAAAAGAGAAAGAGAGGAGGAGCAGGAGGAGCAGCGGUUUCGGCGAGAGGUCCAAAUUGAAAAGUUUAAGCAGACACUUUUAAGGCGGCUUCACUUAACUGAACCACCCGAUCUGAGUCACCAUGGAAGUGUGUCGAACAGAACUGUGGCAAAUCGCUUUCUGCGGUCCCUCCCACUGGCUCUACAAGGUCGCCUGCUUAACCAAAUUCGCGCUGAUGACGGAGCUGUAGAGCCACCAGCAGACAGGACAGACGAAAGGGAAACUCUGAUUUUACUAAGAAGCCUUCAAUGGAAGUUGCCGAAAGUGUCUUCUGCGACAUUUGCUGUUGAGUUGGCCGACGAAAUCGACCCUUCAAGAAUACAAUCAGCCCUUUUGCAAUUCGAGACUAGCGAUCCGCUGCUGAAGGGAGAACGUCUCGAGGUCUGGGAGGUUUUUCUGACGUCCCAGGACGUCGGUGAGCAGAACUACCACUCAUCGAAUCGCUUUAACAACUUGACUUGGCUAUUCGAGAAGCAUCGGAACCAGCACCCUAGUUAUACAAGCAUUCCUGCGCCCACGGUCAUUCGUUCGAGCUCGCUGUCUUCUGACCGCACUGAGCCGGAGGUGUACAGGACGGACGCAAUUCGAAUCCGGCCAGGACGGGUAGCGGAGGCCAUUGUACCAAAUUUUCCUGGACUUGUACAAGUCACACUGGAGAUAAGUGGCACAUUCUUUCAGUGGAUGUAUCACAAAAAACGACAGCCUCUAAUGCAAAAGGUUGUACGGACGCUGCUGGUAGUUUGUCCGAGGUGCGACAGUCAAGUGGAUCCAGUGGAUGUUAAGAAGGGGAUUCUUGAAAUACGCCACCGAAACAGCAUUCGACGGACACGGAGGUCGCUUGAACCCAAUCACGGUCAGACUAUCACUAUUGGAAACAAGUGCAGCCCCAAAGGACACAAAUUCAGUUGUUGUACACAAUCAUUCUCCCUAAAUUUUGAAGAUGUCGGCUGGCAUAACUGGAUCCUCCAUCCCAAAACUGUGGAACCCAACUACUGUCAUGGAUCAUGCCAAGCUGACGGUAUCCAGAAGACACCGCACUCCGAUCUCAUGCACAUCUACCGAAGUCAGAAUUAUGACCAACUCUCUGAAGUACAGCGUGAGGCAAUGCUCUCGUGCUGUCAUCCGAUAAAAAUGGCCAGCAUGAGUGUUCUAUACGUAGACCAGAACAAUGAGCUUCGGAUGAAUACUUUGCAUAACAUCAUUGUUCUCGAAUGCGGUUGCAGCUAA
Messenger RNA from Mesocestoides corti, 1518 nucleotides. Lineage: Eukaryota; Metazoa; Platyhelminthes; Cestoda; Cyclophyllidea; Mesocestoididae. The record is from the annotation of a GenBank genome assembly.